Messenger RNA from Acanthamoeba castellanii str. Neff, 1263 nucleotides. RefSeq names its product 23S rRNA methyltransferase, putative. Gene Ontology annotation, molecular function: rRNA (guanine-N2-)-methyltransferase activity; rRNA (guanine-N7-)-methyltransferase activity; RNA binding. Bases 1 to 1263 code for a protein of 420 amino acids. Lineage: Eukaryota; Discosea; Longamoebia; Acanthamoebidae. The record is from RefSeq and is a predicted model, not a curated record. The transcript is spliced from 10 exons.
AUGACGACGCCCAAGCACAAGUUAUUCGUGACUUGCGGGCGAGGCUGUGAGUCGUACCUGGUGGCGGAGUUGGCGGCGUUGGGCCUCGGCAGCCAAGUGACCCCUGCCUUCCGCGGUGCCUUCAUCAAUGACCUGCCGCGUGGCGUCUCCCUCAUGGAAGCCAUCUUCAAGGUGAACUACCAGUCGCACCUCGCCAUGCGCGUGCUUCUGCCUCUGCGCAGCUUCGAGGUCCGCGAGAAGAUGGACCUCUACGAGCAGAUCAAGAGCGUGGAUUGGCGUCCGUACAUUCCUGCGGGUCGCACGUUUGCCAUAGUGGCCAAGGUCGACCACCCGCACUUCACCAACACCCACUACGCCGCGCAGUUGUGUAAGGACGCCAUUGUGGACCAGUACCGCGAGCGGAGUGUGGAGCGGCCCGAUGUGAACGCACAGAACCCGGACGUGCAGGUGCAGGUGUUCGUGCACGAGGGCCAGGGCACGGUCAACAUGGACACGUCCGUGCUCCCGCUGCACAUGCGCGGCUACCGGCGCGAGUCGGUCGAGGCGCCGAUGCGCGAGACGCUCGCGGCCCACAUGCUCCACAUGGCCGGCAUUCCGCAACACUUCCGAUUCUUCAACGAGGCGGAGGCCAAGGAAAGUCUGGUGCUGUCCGACCCGAUGUGCGGGUCCGGCACGAUCCUGGCCGAGGCCGCGCUGAUGGCGACCCAGACGCCGGCCGCCUUCUUGCGCGAGAAAUGGGGGUUCACGCACCUGCCCGAUUUUUCAAAGAAGGCGUGGGACGACUUUAAGCGGGAACAGUUCCUCAAGAGACGACCCCUCAGCAAGCGCAUAGUGAUCUCUGGCACUGACAUCGACCCGAAAGCGGCCCAAGCAGCUUCGCAGACGCUGCGACGAUUGGGCUUCAACGUGGUCGAAAACGAAUCACAGAUGCACAAAACGACGCGGGAGGACGUGCUGGGCGACGUGCUGAUCAGGCGCGAGGACUUCCGGCAGUGGGCGCCGGCGUCGCCCGAGCUCCGACCGACCGUGGUCAUGACCAACGCCCCCUACGGCCAGCGGAUCGGCGGGGAGGCGACCAACCUGCGGCCGCUCUACCGCAGCCUGGGCGACUUCAUGAAGCAGAAGACCCGCAAGCCCGCCACCGGCUGGGUCCUCACCGGCGACCUCCAGCUCUCCCGAGAGGUGGGUCUGCAGGCCAAGAGGCGACACAUUCUGUACAACGGGGGCAUAGAGUGCCGCCUGCUCGAGUACGAUCUCUUCUAA